AAAUUAAAGAAAUUAUGUUCUGAUGAUUAGGGCUUUUGAUGACGAAGUACGUCAGGUGCGCUUGACGGACAGCACGCGCGCCUCUGCUUGAAUGCAGUACAUGGCUGUGAUGCGUAGGCUGUGACUUCACGCUCCCGCCUGUACGUCCGAUGGCCGCGGCCCCGGAGAAAGGACGUGACGUCAGGAGCACUCGCGUGCGCUCCUCUGAGCUCUGUGCGCUGCAAAGAGCGUGUGAAGGAAAAAAACGUCCAUUAGAUGCUCUUUUCUUCAUUGCCAUUGUUUUCUUGUGGCCCCACGGAAAAUACGUAUUUUUCUAAUGUCGAGGCACGCAGAUUCACCAUCGACCAGCUCAAAAUGUGAUUUUAAUUUGAUCGAGGAAGGUGAUGGUGGAUACGCAACGAUAUUUAAAUGCGCAUUCUGCCAAUUAGAUAUCAGCCAUGGAGGAGUUGUCGGUCGCUGUCCCCCUCUUGUGACUCUCCCCGUGCUCAAGAAAAAUGAGCCUGUGAGCCUUUUCAACCCGCUGUUGCUACAAUGAACGCCACAGGCGAGCCAUCGAACCUGAUGGACGGACUGCAGCAGCUGGGCUUCAACGGCACCCUGAGCCCCCAGUCCCACACAGGAUGGGCCGUGGUCCACACGGCCACCCUGACCUCCUGCUCGCUCCUCCUCAUCCUCAUCUUCUGCCUGGGCUCCUACGGCAACCUGGUGGUGUUCCUCUCCUUCUUCGACCCGGCCUUCCGCAAGUUCCGCACCAACUUUGACUUCAUGAUCCUGAACCUGUCCUUCUGCGACCUGUUCAUCUGCUGCGUGACCGCCCCCAUGUUCGCCCUGGUGCUCUUCCUGGACGCGGGCGGCGGCGACGGCGUCUCCAAGAGCUUCUGCUUCGCCUUCCACCUCACCAGCUCGGGCUUCAUCAUCAUGUCCCUGGAGACGGUGGCGGUGAUCGCCCUGCACCGCCUGCGCAUGGUGCUGGGCCAGCAGCCCAACCGCACGGCCUCCUUCCCCUGCACCCUGGCCCUCACCGCCCUGCUGUGGACCUCCAGCUUCACCAUGGCCGCCCUGCUGACCAUGCGCGCCUACCCGCGCAAGGACGGCCCCUGCCUGCCCCACUUCGGCCUGUCGGGCUCGCGGGCGCGCGUGGUGCUGUACGCCUACAUGGCGGACUUUGCCUUCUGCGUGGCCGUGGUGUCGGUGUCCUACCUGAUGAUCGCCCAGACGCUGCGAAAGAACGCGCAGGUGCGCAAGUGUCCCGUCAUCACGGUGGACGCCACGCGCCCGCCGCCGCCGCCGCCGCAGCCCCCCGCGCCCCCCACCACCCUCCUGGUGGCGGGCUUCGAGGGCAUGCAGUGCGCGCCGUCGCUCUACCGCAACCAGACGUACAACAAGCUGCAGCACGUGCAGACGCACGCGUACGCCAACCGCGCCGCCCCGCCACCGCCGGUGGUGCCCGGCGGGGCGGCCCAGGGCGCCACCUGCUGCCAGCUGGUGUCCACGGUCAACCUGGCCACGGCCAAGGACUCCAAGGCGGUGAUCACCUGCGUGGUCAUCGUGUUCUGCGUGCUGCUGUGCUGCCUGCCCAUGGGCGUGUCCCUGGCGCAGGACAUGCUCUCGCCGGAGAGCACCUUCGCCCACUACCAGUUCGAACUGUGCAGCUUCGUGCUCAUCUUCCUCAAGUCGGGCAUCAACCCCUUCGUGUACUCGCGGAACAGCGCCGGGCUGCGGCGCCGCGUGCUCUGCUGCCUGCAGUGGGCGGCGCUGGGCUUCCUGUGCUGCAAGCAGAAGACCCGGCUGCACGCCAUGGGCAAGGGCAGCCUGGAGGUCAACCGCAACAAGUCGUCCCACCACGAGACCAACUCGGCCUACGUGCUCUCGCCCAAGCCCCUGCGGCGGCUGGUCGACCAGGCGUGCGGGCCCAGUAACUCCAGGGACUGCGCGGGCAGCCCCAGGCCCGCGGCGGGACGCAAGCUCCGGCCCCCCAGCACGUCCACGCCCAUCAACACGCGCAUCGACCCCUACUACAGCAUCUACAACAGCAGCCCCUCGGCCGGGCCCAGCUCCCCCAACAGCCUGCAGCCCGUGAGCUCCCAAAGCUUCGCCUUCGCCAAGUCCUACGUGGCCAUGCACUACCACACGCCCCAGGAUGCCCUGCAGGACUUUGAGAGCACCUCCGUGCACCAGAUCCCCAUACCCUCGGUCUGAGGCGACCACGGACCGCAAGGCUGACGGAACACGGCCUUACCGGGACGCGCUGGUCUUUGUUUUUGGAGCGUCACAUCCGCUCACUUUCCGGUUAUAGUUUUUUGUGUCAGUAUUGGCAUUUUUUCGGACGUGACGAAUUAAUACAUGGUGAAUUCAUUUGAAUGGGAAAAAAAUUAUCUAGGUUUAAGAUGUUGCGUCUGAAUAUCUUGGGACUUUUUUAGUAAAUGACGAGUUAGAUAACAGUAAUCGAUGGAUGUCAUUGUGUGAACUCCGAUGUCGUUGCUGAUGAUUACCAGUAUUAUUACUGCUACCAAGUUACAAGUGUUUAUAACAAAUCCAUUGUUAUCUAAUUCCUCAUUACCAAACAUCUGUUUGUUACACGUCGUGGUUCUUCUCUGAGGCUCCGUCCCCCACAAAUGAGAUUUGAACAGAGCCUGGACUGUCUGCUUGAAAGUGUCAUUUACCUGAUAUUUUCAUACCGUACAUUGUAUUUAAUCCCCAUUAAAAAUGUAGUUGUCAAGCUCA
Molecule: messenger RNA, 2724 nt
Organism: Gadus macrocephalus (Pacific cod)
Lineage: Eukaryota; Metazoa; Chordata; Actinopteri; Gadiformes; Gadidae
Gene: gpr75
Product: G protein-coupled receptor 75
Exons: 2
Coding region: 532-2199 (555 amino acids)
Biological process (GO): G protein-coupled receptor signaling pathway
Cellular component (GO): membrane
Molecular function (GO): C-C chemokine receptor activity
Source: RefSeq, a predicted model, not a curated record